AUGGCCCGAGUACCAGCGGUCAAGAGGCGAAAGUUGACUCCGCCUCCUACGGAUGGUGAAGACUCCUCUCCGUCAACACUCGACAAUGCCUCCGAGCCCAGUGCAUUCUUCAAGCAAGCAUCGAGCUGGAAUCUGGAGCAGGAUUACGAGACCAGACCUCGAAAAGGAAAGAAGAAGGACAAGGAGAAUACUCGAUUGCCAAUCAAAACAUCAGAUGGACAAGUCCAGGAACUCGAGGUCGUCGAGGAGCCUGAUCAUGUUGAGAGCGACAUGGAAUGGCUGGGUGCGGAGGAAUCAGAGGAAGAGCCAGUGGAACAGAAACCUACGGUCCCUAUGCGACAGCAAAUAUUAGAAGCACAAGAAGAGAUGGCUCGGAUUGCAUUGAUGGUCACGCAGGAGGAUCCGGAAGAGCACGUUGGAGCUUUCAAAGCUUUAUCGCAAUUUGGUCAAUCGCACAACACCACAAUCAAGAAACUGGCUCUGAGAGUUCAAUUGGCUGUUUACAAAGAUGUCAUCCCAGGGUAUCGGAUACGACCAUUAUCAGAAGAAGAUAUGGAGACCAAGGUGUCGAAAGAGGUACGGAAAUUGCGGGCAUACGAACAGGCUCUAGUUGGCGGAUAUCAAGGAUAUAUUCGAGAAUUAUCGAAGCUUUCUCAAUCUGGAAGGUCUGGCAGGUCUGGAGGAUCAAAAGAAAGUGGGCCAAGUUUGGGGAGCGUUGCCAUCUCUUGUGCAUGCACUCUCCUGACCGAGGUUCCACAUUUCAACUUCCGUGGAGAUCUGCUGAAGAUUCUGGUAAAGAAGCUCAGCACGAGAAUGAUGGACGAGGACUUCGUGAAGUGCAGGGAGACGAUAGAAUCACUGUUCAAGAACGACGAAGAUGGAACUCCUUCCUUGGAUGCGGUUUCAAUUCUCACGAGAAUGAUGAAGGAGAGGUCAUACCGUGUUGACGAGGGUGUGCUGAAUACAUUUCUCCAUUUGCGUCUCUUGACGGAGUUCUCAUGGAGGGCUUCAACGAAUCAUAUCGACAAACCGGAGAACAAGUUUGAGCGGAAGAUUAAAGAGAAGAGGGUCUUCCGCACGAAGAAGGAGAGGAAGAUGAUGAAGGAACGAAAAAUUGUCGAGAAAGAGAUGGAACAGGCGGAUGCAACAGUCAGUCACGAAGACCGUGAUCGCAUGCAGUCUGAGACAUUGAAGCUGGUAUUCGUCACCUACCUCCGGAUAUUAAAGCUGAGAUCUCCACAUCUCAUGGGUGCUGUCUUGGAAGGACUGGCCCGAUACGCACAUCUCAUCAACCAGGACUUGUUCGGUGAUCUCCUAGAAGCGCUGAAGGAUUUGAUCGGCCACGCUGAGACAGGAGACGAUGUCGAGGAAGACCCAGAAGAUAUUGAAACAGAGCGAAACUUGACUCGUGAAGCACUGUUAUGCAUUAUUACGGCAUUCGCUUUACUCGAAGGCCAAGAUGCCGCCAAAGCUCAGGCAACCUUGAGUCUGGAUCUCAGCUUCUUCAUUACUCAUCUUUACCGAACACUUCACGCCCUCUCACUCAAUCCAGACAUCGAACUCAGUGCGAAGUCCUUACAUCUCCCUGACCCGAACAUGCCCACCUGGACACAUUCCGAGAACAAAGUCAACAUCCAGACAACUACCGUGCUCCUGCUCCGCUCCCUUUCCUCGAUUCUCACGCCUGCACUCGCCGCUCGUGCUGUACCACCGCUGAGAAUCGCGGCUUUCACAAAGCAGCUGGCAACCACAUCGCUGCAUUUGCCAGAAAAGUCUUGUAUUGCCAUAACCACAUUCCUAGGCAAGGUCACGAAGAUUCAGGAGAAGAAGGUGGCAUCGUUGUGGAAUACGGAGGAGAGAAGGGGUGAUGGCGUGUUUGAUGCUCUGACUGGCGAGGUGGAGGGAAGCAAUCCAUAUGCCGCUACUAUUUGGGAGGGAGAACUGCUGAGGAAGCAUUUCUCUCCGAAUGUGAGAGAUGGUGUGAAAGUUAUGGAGAAAAAUGUGUUGGGUUUGAGGUAG
This is a messenger RNA of Cadophora gregata, 2019 nucleotides long. RefSeq lists its product as uncharacterized. The transcript has a single exon. Gene Ontology annotation, biological process: DNA replication initiation. The coding region runs from base 1 to 2019 and encodes 672 amino acids. The record is from RefSeq and is a predicted model, not a curated record. Lineage: Eukaryota; Fungi; Ascomycota; Leotiomycetes; Helotiales; Ploettnerulaceae. Gene Ontology annotation, molecular function: chromatin binding. Gene Ontology annotation, cellular component: nucleolus.